AUGUUCACCCCCGGCAUCGCACAAAUUGCCGAAGACCUACAUACGAAAACAGACACCGUUGUUGGUGCAACAACAGGCUUCGUAGUCUGUCUCGGCAUCGGUCCUCUGAUUCUCGCUCCGCUUAGUGAAACAUUCGGCCGACGUACUCUCUAUCUGACCUGCUUCAGCAUAUUCUCCCUCUCCCAGAUCCCUACCGCUCUCUCCCCCAACGUCUCCUUCCUGAUCGGCUGGCGCACCGUCUCCGGCUUCUUCGGCUCAGUCGGCAUUGCGAACGGCGGCGGCACUCUAAGCGACAUGUUCCAUCCUUCAGAGCGCGCCUCCAUAUUCGGCUGGUACCUUCUCGGCCCAUUACUAGGCCCAACACUGGGCCCCCUCUUCGGCGGCCUAAUAGUCCAGCAUCUAAGCUGGCGCUGGCUCUUCUGGAUCCUAACCAUAGUCUCCGCAACCAACACCCUAGCAGGUUUUUUCCUCCUCAAAGAAUCUUACGCCCCAGUCAUUCUCGCCGCCCGCAAGGCCUCCCUAAUCUCCGCCUCCCCAGACAGCAGCAAAAACUACCGCAUCCCCAACCAAGAUGACCGCCCCCUCCCGAUCCGACUCAGCCACAGCAUCAAACGCCCCGUCAAAAUCCUCCUCACCCAGCCCAUCGUCCUCACCAUGUCCGCCUACCAGGCCAUCCUCUUCGGCACCACCUACUCCCUCUGGACGAACUUCGAGCAAAUCUACGGAACACCUUCCCCCUCCAACCCGCGCGCCUACGGCUUUUCCACCCAAGGCGUCGGCCUCAUGUACCUCGGCCCAGGCCUAGGCUUCCUCGUCGCAGUCUGGUUCAUCGUCCCCUACAUCGACGUCGUCUACAACCGGCUCACGGAGAAGAACGAGGGCAAAGCGAUGCCAGAGUAUCGUCUCCCGCUCGCCAACAUCGGCAGCGUCAUAAUCCCAAUAAAAUUACUAUAUUGA
Bacidia gigantensis is the source of this 957-nucleotide messenger RNA. RefSeq lists its product as uncharacterized. Gene Ontology annotation, molecular function: transmembrane transporter activity. Bases 1 to 957 code for a protein of 318 amino acids. Lineage: Eukaryota; Fungi; Ascomycota; Lecanoromycetes; Lecanorales; Ramalinaceae. Gene Ontology annotation, biological process: transmembrane transport. The record is from RefSeq and is a predicted model, not a curated record. The transcript is spliced from 2 exons.